Messenger RNA from Gekko japonicus, 3245 nucleotides. It is a transcript of the gene TDRD12, whose product is annotated as tudor domain containing 12. Gene Ontology annotation, molecular function: metal ion binding. Bases 1 to 3006 code for a protein of 1001 amino acids. Gene Ontology annotation, biological process: germ-line stem cell division; transposable element silencing. The record is from RefSeq and is a predicted model, not a curated record. The transcript is spliced from 24 exons. NCBI's taxonomy places the organism in Eukaryota, Metazoa, Chordata, Lepidosauria, Squamata, Gekkonidae.
AUGAUUGACAUCUUUAUACUGAAGAUUGAAAAUCCAGACUGCUUUUGGGUUCACAUCAAAGGAGGUGGAAGAUUUUUAGAAAAUGAAACAGAUUAUAAAAAACUUCACAAAGAAAUGAAUCUGUUCUAUAACAAAUCAUGCAGAGGUGUGGAUGAAGUCAAGCCAUCUGUGUUAGAAGAAGGGCAGGUUUGUGUGGUUUAUUCCCAGGAGCUGAAAUCCUGGUGCAGGGCCAUUGUUAAGUCAAUUGUUUCAUGUACAGAUUGUUACCUCGUUGAGUGCUUCCUUGUAGACCAUGCCAAGAGUGUUCCUGUGAAAGCAGACAGGAUUUGUAUUGCCUUAGAAUCAUUUAUGAGACUGCCUUACAGGGCAAAGAAGUUUAGGCUGUACUGUACAAAACCAGUAACCCUGCGUGUUGACUACAGUAACAACAGUGCAGAGAUUGUCCCUGCUAACAGGUGGGAUGUUGCAGCUAUAAAAUACUUCCAAAAUCUCCUGAAUGAUGCUGCUGUUUCUGAUAAUGCUGAGAAAGUAAAACAUGAGAGUAUCCAGGAAACUGCCUCCCAUAAUGCAGUAACUGAGUCAAAUGUAGUGGUGACUGUUCCCCCUUUGGAAAAAGGCAUCACAGUUGCUGUGCAGGCAGACAGGAAGAAUAAAAGCACAUUGCAUCAGAAAAUUACUCAAAAGCAGAAUGAGAUAGAGAAGGGUCUUGAUAAGAAAGCCGUCUGUCUGAAGCUUCUACAGUUUUUAAACCCUGAUCCGUUGAAAGCUAGUGAAAGGCAUGACGAGAAAGAGGAGCUUCUUCGAGAUCAUGUCUUAGGUCCUAAUCAUAUACAGUCGUAUUCCUGGCCACCGAUAGCUCGUGGGUGUGAUUCAGUUAUCAUCUCUCCUGAAAAUGAUCCUCUUGUGUAUCUUCCACCACUCAUUACAUUCUUGCAAUCAAGAAGUUGCUAUGUGUCACUGCCGGCUAGGAAUGGUCCAGUAGCAUUAAUCAUAUGCCCUGGAUGGAAGAAAGCUGAACAAGUAUUUGAGUUACUAGAAAUCUACACCCGUUGUUCUAGGCCUCUUCACCCCCAAUUGCUUUUACUGGGAUUGAACAAAGAAGAAAUCAAGAGCAUGAGACUUCCAAGAGGAUGUGAGGUCAUUAUAACAACACCUCAUAAUGUUCUGCGGCUGCUCGAAUGCCACAGUUUACUGUUCCUCAAGCUUUGCCAUCUUGUGUUUGAUGAGGUUGAGGUGCUGUUUUCUGAAGCCAAUGAACAGAUGUUAAAUAUUUUAGAGUAUUACAAAAACCACCUCAGCAUUGAAGAGAGGGAAUCUGCACCACGGCAGAUAGUUGCUAUUGGAAGUCAUUGGAACAAAAACUUGGAAUGUUUAACCCAAGAGUUCAUGAAUGAUCCAUAUGUCGUGAUUACAUCCAUGGAAGAAGCGGCCAUAUAUGGGAAUGUACAACAGAUGGUACAGCUGUGCCUUGAGUGUGACAAAGUCUCUACAUUACUUCAAGUGCUGGAUUUUACUCCUACUAGUGCUCAGAAGACGUUGAUUUUCACCAGUUCUAAGGAAGAAACAGAUAUGGUUUUCAAGGUUUUGUCUCUGCAACAAGGAGAACCAAAGGCAAAAUCCAUCUUGUUGUUGACAGAAAAGACUGCAUGCCAUGCUGCUGGGGUGCUGCGUUAUUUAGAACGCACAAAUGCCAAAAUCCCACCCGAGUUGUAUGACUUUAUAGCUGGAGUGCUUGAAGCCAAAGAAGACAGUAAGAGUGGGCGGCCACUCUGUCACUACCUUAAAACAUUUGGCAUUUGCAAGGAUAAAAACCGCUGUCCAGAUCGACAUAGAAUUAAUUUGCAAAUAGAUUCGCCCCGAAAGGUGACGGAUGAAACUCUGCCUACUGCGGGAAAUGUCACGAUGCUACCACUUUUUAUUGUCGAUGCCACACGGUACUUUGGCCGCAUAGUAGGUAAACUAACGGAUCAGUAUACAACCCUUGCAGAAGAGCUGAAUGAGUAUUAUAAGAAAACUAGUAAUCUCAUCUCUGUUGACACUGUGGAGAAGCUGGCAGUGUGCGGAUUACAAGAAGAACAUUUUUUCCACAGGGUUCAAGUACUGGAAGUGGGAGCAAAAGAAGAAAACUGUGUGUUUUAUAGUGUUCAUAUCAGGUACAUAGAUGAAGGCCGAUCUGGUCAGGUCCAGAAUUAUCAGUUGCUUCACUUGCCAGAGAAGUUUCAAGCCUUACCCCCUCAGGCUGUGGAAUUUAUUGUUUGUCGGGUUAAACCUAUUGACAAAGAAACAGAGUGGCAUCCAAAGGUUACUAGAUACAUUCAUCAAAAGAUCAGAGGGAAACCACAUGAAGCAAAAAUAGUACUUACCUUGGAAAACACUAUUUGGGUGGAUCCAAUGGUCCGGGUCACUAGACUCUUAGAUCUGAAGACUUCUAUCAAUGAAUACAACGUUUGCUCUGAGAUACUCUCUACUGGAAUGGGAGUUGACAAUCCAGAGCACACACAAGAACUCCAGAAGUUGUUUCAAAAUGCUGCAAUGGCCCCUGUGAAAAAAGAUUUGCCUCCAUUCUUCUAUCCAAUAAUAAAAUGGUAUGACAAGCGGGACGUCACUGUUCUGAAGAUAAAAUUACAGGACGUCACCAACUAUGACUGCAGAUUUUUCACACAGAGGAUCGUUUUCAGCGCUUUUGCAGGAGGCAAAUCCUAUUUGGCCGACAUGGAGCUGCAGGGAAAUAUCCUCAAAGAGAAAUCUGCCUGCCUGCUUAAGAGUGGCGAGCCCAUGAUUAUCCUGGCAAAAGAGGAGGAGGAACCUUGGCGCAGUUUGCUAAAGCUCAAAAACCCUAAUGUGACGUAUGAUUUUGAUUACUUGGAAGACUCUGAACAAGAAAGCCCCUUUCCUGUUGGCACAGGUCCUAAGAAGGUGUAUCAGCUUGCUGCAGAGGAUGAAGAGGAAGAGGAUCAGUCGUCCAAAGACAGUGACACAGAGAGUGAUGAUUUGUCUGGCUAUUAAUUUAGGCUCAGAAUUAGAGAUUCAGAUUGUCUUUCAGUCUUCACUCACUGAAGACCCCAUAGAACCUUUCAGACUCAUGGUACUGUUUUCAUAAUGGUAGAAUUCUACCUGCAAUCCUUAGGCACACAUACUCAGGAAUAGAUACCAGUGAACCCCAUGGAAUGUAUGUCCAACUAAACACGCACAGGAUUGUCAUGUUAAACAUUUUGACUGUAAUCUUCAAAAUGUGGAUUCCAUGC